CCCACACAUGAGACUUGAAGUCCACACAUCUCCACAACCGAGACUCGCCUAGUGUGGUAGUCUGCACAUUCCGGCUUCUCGGUUUCGAAAGGCAGCGUGCGACAGGAUUCUUAUCUCUUCGUCUUAUAACCCAAGUUGGCAGGGCUCCCUCUGAGCAGCGAGCUCCUGGCGGAGCUACGGUAUAGGUUGCGGUGAGGCGCGGGGCGGAGGAAAGAUAUAAACGUGGCUGAGGGGUAGGUUAGGAGGCUUGGUUGAGUCUUCCUCAAAGAGGCUAAGCGAGAAGAGCGAGCAGGCUAAGAGGCAGCUCCUGGGAGAGCCGGCCGGGAUGAAUGCUGCGGCGUGGGCGCUGCUGGGCUGGAUGCUGAGCAGAAAGAGCUUCCAGGGAGAAGCCCAGUUGCCUAUCAAAUGCUAUAAAGAAGAUGGGCCUCAUCCUGAGUUGGAACAAGAACAUAGAUUCACACCAGCAGAUCUUUUUAAUAUCAGCAUCAAGAUUGUUGAAAUACAAGGAAUAUGCAAAUUUAACAUAAGUUGGAUCCUUAAUGAAGAUGCCAGUAUACAAUACUUGAAGGCAACCAAGAUAUGUGAAUCCCGUGAAGGCUGUAUUCGAUGUGAUUACCUAGAAGCAUUUCAAAGUCAAACCAUGUCUAAGCAUAAAAAAUGGCAAUUCAACUUUGUUGGAUUCUCUGUAGAAGAAAAUACUAAGUACUUCAUUGAUGCUUACAACCUUCCACCAGCAAAUAUAGAUCAAGAUCAUUCAAAAACACAGAUGAAUCUAACUUCUCCAGACUGUGAAGAUAAUAGUUUGAAAUAUUGCCAAAAAUGUAUAGAAAAAGGGAGUUUAUGGAAUCCACAUAUAACAAUAUGUAACAGGGAAUUUGAACUAGAAGUGAAUUUUACACCUAGUAACUUUUGUUCCAAAUAUAAAAUCCAUCUUUGUGACUCUGAUGAAUGCGAUAAUUCAAUUCUUCAUGUUGUGCCUAAUACCAAGGGAAACAAUAUUAGAGUUUCUGAAAAAAUAAGAAUGAGUGAUCAAGAAAGAAACUUAAUAUUUAAAGAGCUAAUUCCUUAUUUUCCAGGAUGUCAAAAUGACUGCAAAAGAUACUCAUAUUAUCAAACAGUUUGCACCGAAGAACCUAUCCCUGAACCAAAAGCUACAGACAGACCAGAUAUGGGAAAAAUAUAUGCUGGCCUAUCCAUCGCUUUACUUCUGAUAGUGUGCAUAGUUGCUGCUGUGCUUUAUUUCAAGAGUAGGCAUGGUCCAGCAAGUAAUCUGGCUCAAUUCCAUCCUAUAACAGCGCAAACACCCAUAACAAUUCUUAUUGUAUAUUCUCAAGAAGCCUGUUUACAGCAUACCGUCCUAAGUUUUGCUGAAUUUCUACAGGAAUACUGUCAAAGUAAUGUUAUAAUAGACCUGUGGCAAAAACGGAGAAUUGCUGAAAUAGGACCUGUGCAAUGGCUUGCUACUCAGAAAGAAAUUGCUGAUAAAGUCAUUUUUCUUUGCCCAACCCACUCAAGUGCUUCAUGUGAUUCAACCUGUAAUAGCAUUAUAGAAAACCAGAAGGAUUCUGAAUGUAUGUUCACUCUUGCAUUACACUUCUUCUGCAGUGAUUGGAAGAUGGAUUCUUCUCUUUGCAAAUACAUGGUAGUUUCUUUCAAUGAAACCCAUCCAGACCCAGUUCUCCCAAGCCCAUUGAGCAUCUGCCCAAACUAUUUUUUAAUGAAAGAUAUAGACUCUUUUUAUAGAGACCUUUACGUUUUACAAAAUCAGAGACAUAAAGCUGCAAAGGAGAAGUGGAACUGGAAAUUUAGGAUUAGACCUGGAUUGCAGGUAUAGUAUUAAAACAGGGAUUGUUACUCUUUUUUCUCUUCUAACUGUAACAGUGAAUUAAUAUUGUAAGUUGGAAAUAUUCAUACAUUUUGCAUCCAUAAUACUUGUACACUAUUUUUAUACUUUUACUGCUUUAAUAUACAAAAAUAACAAAAACAAUACAAAAAUUAAAUAUUGGUAUAAAAGUUAAUAAAAAAGGUAGAAACAGGGAAUAGUAAAAUGCAUAAAUAAUUACUUUUAAUCAAUGGAUUACACCAUGAUCACAUGUAAUAAUAUUAGUUUGUCCAGUAUAUUACUAGAAAGCCAAUGCAAAGGUGGAAAGGAAGCAAUUAUCUCCAAUCCAGAAUUUUAAAUCUAGUAUAGAAACUUCAUCACAUUGGAGCAGCAUAGAGGCCUAGAGUAGGGCUUUUCAACCUUUUCACCCAUUGUACCACUUUUAGAAUAUGGCAACAUCCAAGUACCACCAGUUGCCUAGCAAGGUGUGAAAAACUUGAUGACCCCCCC
Messenger RNA from Crotalus tigris (Tiger rattlesnake), 2332 nucleotides. RefSeq names its product interleukin-17 receptor B-like. The coding region runs from base 326 to 1834 and encodes 502 amino acids. The transcript is spliced from 12 exons. Gene Ontology annotation, molecular function: interleukin-17 receptor activity. Lineage: Eukaryota; Metazoa; Chordata; Lepidosauria; Squamata; Viperidae. The record is from RefSeq and is a predicted model, not a curated record.